CCAGUGGUGCGGCCGGCGCGGCGCGGCGGACGUCCGUUCGAGGCGUGGCAAGCCAGUCAACAGCAGCGAGUGGACUGGCGGACGAUCACCGCGCGGUGCACGUCGUCUGCAUCGGAGACGAGCCGUGGAGCCAAACACAGUACAACGGUACAGCCUACAGUAUUUGAAUGAUCAAGGACUGCGAAUCGUGUCGCGUUUCUGCCAACGGCUGCCUUCCGCCCGGCAAGGCGUUGACGUGCGUACGGGACGCAGUCUUCAAAGGAGAAUGACAUGACUGUCAUUGUUUUGAAGUGACGUCUAGGUCAAACUUUUUCUUCAUCAGUGAAGUGUUGCGGCAGCGCCAGCACGCGGGUGGCCAUCGCUGGAUCCUCUGGAGCGAAGAGCCGUGUCGGCAUGGCAGGAAGCGAGCCGCGCACGGCAGGGCGCAGUGCGGGCGGAAGUAGCAGUAGCAGCAGUUCGAGGAACGAGCUGUGGCGCCUGCUGACGGAGUACUUCACGCCCCGUCGCGACUGCGGCGUCACUCUUCCCUCCGGACCCUGCGGACGGAUCCACGUCAAAGACAAGCGCGUCCAGAUCAUCGUAGAGCGGCGAGAAUACUUGCACAGCAGCGUUUGCUCGGACAAGGACUGUGAAACGACUGCUGAAAAAGUCUUUUACAAACAUCCAGAAAAAAGAAGAGCCUUCUUGGAAGACGGAAUAUUUCGCGGACAACCAAAUCCUGCUCUUGUAGCCAAAAUUCAAAAGGCAUUUACAGACUUAGUAGAUGAGUUUGCAAGUACUGUCAAACCGGGCAAAGCAGAAAAUACUGAAGAUCUACCGGUGCUCUAUGAAUUAUGCUCUCAGCGUUCUUGCGAUGAACUGAUCUAUUUGUUGGAGUUUGGAAAAAUUGGAGCUCUCGAUCGUUUCACAAAGGAAGAAUAUGAAAAAGUUAUGCAUUCCUACAGUGGUAGCCAAGCUAUCGGACACCACAUGUCUUUCUUCAUGCACUACAUAGUUCAUUUCUUCAUAGGAACAAAGUUGUUGUUGUACAAUAACGUUGAAAAGGCUCCCAAAUUGAAGUGGAUGUACGAUCAUGCUUAUGGUGGCCAAACGUUCCUGCCUUACCAGCGAAAAAACUUGCGUUUGUGGAUGAAAGAUUUGGACGUUACGACAGAAAUGUGCAAAGCGGCCUUCCGCUGCAUUUACCUCUAUGUUUAUUGGCGACGUAAAUUCGAACCGGACUACAACAUAGAAACUGAUGACUCUUUAAAACUAGGGAAUGAAGAGGGUAUUUGGUUGCGUUGUUUUCAACCGGGUUAACCUGUUAACAUGUGUAAACUUUGAUAGAGCCGAUUUUGAAUUCACGAAAGAAAGUUAUACAGGCCGAAUGAUUGUGUCACGUUCAUCAGUGAAAUUUACCAUACGUUACCCUUAAUAAUUGUUUGGGAUCUAAAAAUAGGCCGACAAGUGGUGGAAAUCGCUGUUCAGCAGGGCUCUGACUUUAUCCGGGUUUCACCGGCUUAUUAUCUUGUUCCUGAACCUAACCCUUGACCCUUUGGGCUUGUAUCCUGACGCAUAAAUUGUACAGAAGGAGUAGCUUUUGGCGAAAAGAGAGGUGACAUUUAAUCUGCAAUCUUGUUGAAGCUGCUAUCAAAUGUGAUCCUAUCCGUGAAAAUGGGAACAGUGCCAAAAUAAAUAUGAAUUCACCUUUUCUUCAGGUUGA
This is a messenger RNA of Thrips palmi, 1702 nucleotides long. RefSeq lists its product as uncharacterized. Lineage: Eukaryota; Metazoa; Arthropoda; Insecta; Thysanoptera; Thripidae. The record is from RefSeq and is a predicted model, not a curated record. Bases 394 to 1299 code for a protein of 301 amino acids. The transcript is spliced from 4 exons.